CGUACAUACGCACUCUUUGUUUGCUUUGCUUUCCUUUCUCCGGGGCUCCGCUGGUCGUCGUUCGGAAUAGCUGCCUCCUCUUGUCUCCCACAUUAGCAUCGGUUGAGCCCGGACAUCUCCGCCCAUGCAGUCGUCAUUACGGCCAGGUCGCUAAUAAUAGCUGUUGCCAGCAAUGGCAGCGUCCUCCUCCCUUCUCUCCUCCUUGGCGUUUCUCAUAGCGUUAUUCUGCUUCAGGGUCGCGGGCCAGGACCAGACAAUACACGACGUGGGCUGCAUUCAUUUGCCCAUCGUGCACUCGACAAAUGUUGGCCACUUCUCCAGCAAACGGGGUGUACAGCUGGCGUUGGCCAACAGGUCUGACGUUGCCUACUACGCUCAACUCAGCAUUGGCACGCCUCCCCAGCCCGUCUAUGUGCAGCUGGACACUGGGUCUUUUGAGCUAUGGGUGAAUCCGGAUUGCUCGACUGUGUCGGGCGGCGACGCCGUCUUCUGUGACCGAGCCGGCCGCUAUGACACGGCAAAGUCUUCAACGUUCAACAAUAUCGGCACCACCAAAACCUUGCGCUACGGAAUCGGAAGCGCCGAUAUUACCUAUGUCACCGACACCAUCACGCUCACCGGCAGCACCAUGGGUCUCAAGGGCGUCCAGUUUGGCGUUGCCAAUGCGACCGAAGACGCCUUCUCUGGAAUCCUGGGCAUUGGAUACGGGCAAGGAAUUGCCACCAGGUAUCCAAACUUUAUCGACCAGCUGGCGGCGCAGAAUGCGACCAAGGUCAAGGCGUAUACUCUCGCACUAGGCAGCAAAGACGAGCAGGAAGGCGUCAUAGUCUUUGGUGGCAUCGACACGUCCAAGUUUGCCGGGCCGUUGGCCAAGCUGCCUGUGAUUCCCGCCGACAUGUCGCCAGAUAUGGUGCCCCGGUUCUGGGUCGACAUGAAGUCCAUCUCGGUCACGCCGCCAAACAAGAACAACCAGGUGUACGCAAACAGCAGUAUCCCCGUGUUCCUGGACAGCGGGUCGACAAUGACGCUCCUGCCGCCUAACCUGACGGCCGCUAUUGCCAAGGAUUUUGGUGUCAACGCUCCCGAUGCGAAUGGCUUCUUCCGUCUCGACUGCGCCUUGACGAAAGUCAACGGCACGCUCGAUUUUGCCUUUGAUGGGGUGACGGUUCGGGUUCCGUACAAGGAGCUUAUUCGCGAGGUCCCCAGCACGCCGCCCGCCUGCUUCUUGGGGAUAACGCCGAGUUCCAGCUUUGCGCUUCUGGGUGAUACGUUUCUUCGGUCGGCAUACGUUGUCUUCGACCUCGAGAACCACGCGAUAUGGAUGACCCAAGCGGCCAACUGCGGAUCGACCCCCGCGGCGCUGACCAACCUGAGCUCCCUCGCAUCCGUGACAGGCGCCUGCGGGAUGACGCUGUCUGCGGUCACCAACCCGAGCACCUCGCAAGUCUCGACGACGAGCAUUACAAGUCCCCAGUCGCCCUCCAGCACACCCCCAGCGGCGGAGGCGACGACAGCAACAACGGGCGGGACUCAAGUGCCCGCAAGCGGAGGAGGGUCUGUUCGCGGCAGUGUCGGGCUAAUCUCAAGCCUCGCCAUCACAUCAGCGGUGGUGCUUGUACAUUUUAUUUGAGGGGGGCAUUGCCCCUUCGCUUUGCAUAUAUUCUUCUGAACAUAGUUAUUUAAGAGAGCGGGUGCAUCUGCAUACUGGCGCAUAUCAAUACUUGGAUGGGAAAUAGCGGCGGGGCUUAAUCUAAAGUAUUUAAUGUCUGCCGCGUCUGUUCGCCAUUCCUUUAACAGCGGCG
Lasiosphaeria miniovina is the source of this 1802-nucleotide messenger RNA. RefSeq names its product aspartic peptidase domain-containing protein. NCBI's taxonomy places the organism in Eukaryota, Fungi, Ascomycota, Sordariomycetes, Sordariales, Lasiosphaeriaceae. Gene Ontology annotation, biological process: proteolysis. The record is from RefSeq and is a predicted model, not a curated record. Bases 173 to 1630 code for a protein of 485 amino acids. The transcript has 3 exons. Gene Ontology annotation, molecular function: aspartic-type endopeptidase activity.